Molecule: messenger RNA, 447 nt
Organism: Rotaria sordida
Lineage: Eukaryota; Metazoa; Rotifera; Eurotatoria; Philodinida; Philodinidae
Source: the annotation of a GenBank genome assembly
AUGUUACAUGAUGUUGAUCCACCGCGUACACACUGGCAAUUAAAAAGUCCAAUACAUGCACAUUAUAUUAAUACAUUACUUAAAUAUUAUCCACAAGCGUCAAUUAUCAUGCCUCAUCGUUGUCUUAACGAAGUUAUACCUUCAGCAUGUAGUCUGUUUCUUUCUCUAUUAAGCCAUUAUUUCAAUGAAGAUGACAUCCCUAAUUUGAAAAUAAUAUUAGGACAAAUGAUACCAAAAUUCAUCGAUAUUAGGAUAGAUUGUAUUUUCGAAUUCAACAGUCGAGAAUCAUCUCGAAAAAAUGUUUUCAAUAUUCAAUAUAAAGAUUUAAUAAAAGAUCCAAUCGGUACUGUACAUCGUAUUUAUGAUCAUUUUCACUUUUUACAAUGGUCUAAUGAAUUUGAAAAAGCGAUGUGUCUAUGGUUAAUCGAGAAUCCUAAAGGAAAAUAA